Molecule: messenger RNA, 867 nt
Organism: Drosophila eugracilis
Lineage: Eukaryota; Metazoa; Arthropoda; Insecta; Diptera; Drosophilidae
Exons: 1
Coding region: 1-867 (288 amino acids)
Biological process (GO): DNA integration
Molecular function (GO): nucleic acid binding
Source: RefSeq, a predicted model, not a curated record
AUGACGGUACUUAAAGAGAAAUCGGAAGAAAUUAACUACGAGGUCUACGAAGUCACGAAGAUAAGACGAGAGCUGAAGGAGGUAAUCUCGUCGUGCAACGAAUGCAAGCUACAACGGACGCGGCCGAUGUCGCCGAUAAUGGCACCCCUUCCAGAGGAUCGCUUGGAAGCUGGAGGAUGGCCAUUCAAGUACACAGGACUAGACUACUUUGGGCCACUGCUGGUGACUGUUGCUCGUCAUAGAGAGAAGCGUUGGUUCGCCUUGUUCACAUGCUUGACGUCAAGGGCGAUUCAUCUGGAGCUGGCGCAUGACCUGUCAACGGAUUCCUGUACAAUAGCGAUCAGGAACUUCGUCUGCCGUAGAGGACCAGUACGUAAACUGCGGAGUGAAAACGGCAAGAACUUCGUGGGAGCUGACAGGGAGGCCAGGCGAUUUGGAGACGUGUUCGAGACGGAAAGGAUACAGAGUGAGUUAUCCAGCAGGAGCAUUGAAUGGGUCUUUAAUUGCCCAUCCAACCCGUCUGAGGGCGGAGUAUGGGAGCGGAUGGUGCAGUGCUUCAAGCGAGUGCUGCGCCAUACCCUGAAGGAAGUCGCGCCGAGGGACCAUGUUUUGGAGAGUCUCCUAAUAGAGGCGGAAAACAUAGUCGCGUCCGCUCACCCACUUGCCGCAGUGGAGGGUUGCCCGCUUGCUGCGGGACCGCUUCUGGAGGAGGUGGGUCAUGGAGUACCUGCCUACGCUUGUGCGCCGCGAGAAGUGGUGCCGGAGAACGGAGCCCAUCCGCCAGGGCGAUAUGGUCUUCGUCUGCGAUCCUGCCUUGCCCAAACGAGAGUGGCGCAAGGGCAUCGUGGAGGAGGUAUACAGAGCUGA